Stylophora pistillata is the source of this 1387-nucleotide messenger RNA. RefSeq lists its product as uncharacterized. The record is from RefSeq and is a predicted model, not a curated record. Gene Ontology annotation, molecular function: hydrolase activity. NCBI's taxonomy places the organism in Eukaryota, Metazoa, Cnidaria, Anthozoa, Scleractinia, Pocilloporidae.
UUUAAUAAUUUGGUCACUGUUAGCUGAGAAAUGGAGUGUUUUGUCUACUGCUUUCUGUUGAGUCUUCUUUCCUUAAACUGCAUAGAAAUCUCGUAUGCCAUAUCUUCCCAUCCAUCGGUGAAAGAUUAUCGGUAUUUUGCAGCGGGAAAUUCUGAUGAUUUACCCACGGAUUCUUGUAGGAAUAAAGAACGAGAAAUUGACGGGAAACGUAACGAGAUCGCGAGACGAGACGGCAAGAAGAAAGAAGUAUUCGCAGCUCUUGAAAAACUUUUUCCGUCCAAAGAAAAGGAACCAGUCGAGAGACCUUAUGAACUACAUCUACUAACAAACGCCUCUAACAAAGGAGCAGUUUGUCUCGACGGUUCCCCUCCUGGAAUUUACUUUAGGAAUGGAACCGGGUCAGAUAGAUCGAAGUGGAUAGUGUUUUUUCAGGGGGGUGCUUGGUGCCAUGAUGCCGAAACGUGCUCUGAGCGAAGUAGCACAGCGCUUGGUUCCUCUAAAUGUUAUCGCCGUUAUUUAUCAGACGUACAAGGACUGCUCUCGAGCCAAACGAGGAACAACCCAGAUUUUUAUAAGUGGACUGGGGUUUAUGUUCCUUAUUGUGACGGAUCAUCGUUCACUGGAAAUCGUGACAAACCCUUCAGAUUCAAAGACAAGCUACUUUAUUUCCGAGGUCGACGAAUACUCGAUGCAGUCUUACGAGAGUUGCACCGAUGGGAUAUCGAUAAGGCUACGGAGAUCAUAUUGACUGGUUCGUCAGCCGGUGCAGUAUCUGCGAUCAUACAUGCCGAUUAUAUCCGAAGGAGGCUUCGACGCGAGACGAAAGCCUCCUUCCGUGUUCUCGCCGAUGCAGGUGUUUUCCUUGACGAGCCGUCACUGAAUGGAACUGAAACAAUGCGAUCUAUUUUUCGCCAGACAUACAAAUUACAUAAUUCAUCCUCGGGAUUAAAUCAAGAUUGUAUACGCACGCAGAAGCGUAAACAAAAAUGGCGUUGUUUUUUCGCACAGUACUCUCUUCCCUACGUCAGAUCUCGUUUAUUUGUAGUCAACGCUUUGUACGAUUCAUGGCAACUAGCCAUCGUAUCUGGUGUUCCUUGUGUCUUUGAUAUUAAAAAUUGUAAUUCUGAAGAAUAUUCUUAUAUUAUGAAUUUUGGAAAAAAGACUAAGCUGGCUUUGCGUUCGAUAUUCGACUCUAAAAGCAAAGGAGUUUUGGCGGACUCUUGCUUUAUUCAUAAUCAGUGUACUCAGAACCAACCUUGGAUGAACAUUCAAGUGCGCCACGUUACAAUCAACAAGGCGUUCCUUAGCUGGUACCGCGGAAACCUGGAGAACAGAUGUCGUGUUGAUGGUUAUUAUCCUUGGAAUCCAACCUGUUAGUGUUACGAUU